AUGUCUUCCCAUAAAGAGAAUUUAGCCUGCAAGCUGGAGGAAGACUCGCAGGAACCUGAGCAGGACCAGGGUCCGAGGUGUGGGCAGCAUUCCGAAGCAAUGGAAGAGGAGGACACCAACUCUUGCUGUUCAUUCUGCUUUUUCCCCUGUGGAACCUACUUUUCUUUCUCCUCUGUCUCUACCGAGUUAGAGAGCUUCGAGGAAGAGGGAGCCACUGACUUGGCACCUUUUGAUCUCCCGAGUUCUCCCCUGAUGCCUGACCCUAUGUGGCAACAGCUGUCAAAGGAAGAUAGUGCCAGCAGCCAAGGGGAUGAUGGCCAAGACGGGGAGGAGCUGAUGGAGAGCCCAGAGGAUGAGUGGCAGGUCUCCUGGCAGAUGCACAAUGAUGAGAGCUCCAGUAGCUCAGAACACGAGUGGAUGGCCCUCUGGCAGAUGCAGGGAGAUAGCACCAGCAUCCAGGAGGGAAAGUGGAUGGCAGAGGAGGAGAGCUAUGGCCAGGAGGAAGCAGGCACCUGGCUGGAGCUGGGGGAGUGCUCCAGCAACCAGAGAGAGGAGGGGGAAGAGUUUGAGGAAGGAGAAGAGGCAGAGGCGGAGGAAGGAGACAUGUCAGAGGAGGAGGAAGAAGAGACAGAGGAGGAGAAAUGGGAAAUGGCAGAUGAGGAGGAUGGAGAAAUGUCAGAGGAGGAGGAAGGAGAAAUGGCAGGCGAGGAGGAAGAAGACACAGAGGAGGAGGAAGGAGAAAUUGUAGAGGAGGAGGAAGAAGACACGGAGGAGGAAGGGCAAGGAGACGGAGAAGGGUCAGAGAGUGAGGACUCGGGUGACUCUGGGCCCUCACUCCUCCAGGAGGCACUCCAAGAGAAGAUGCUCGAUGUGGUGAAGUUUCUCCUCCUCAAGUACCGCUCAAAGGAGGUAGUAAGCAAGAAGGAGAUAGUACGCAAUUUCCUCCGUCAUUACCCUGCACUCUUCCCUAUCAUCUUCACCAACUCCCGUGAAUACCUGCAGUUGGUCUUUGGCAUUGAAGUGCAGGAUGUGGUGGCCAGUAGGAGCUUUAUGAUGGUUCCCUGCCUGGGUCUCACUUAUGAUGGCUUGGAGAAUCCUGAGCAGAUCAUGCCCAAGACGGGCCUUCUAGUGAUGGUCUUGGGGAUCAUCUUCCUGGCAGGCGAUCGUAUCAUGGAGGAGGAUCUCUGGAAUGUGCUGGUUUUGAUGGGAGUGUAUCCUGACACAGAGCAUUAUAUUUUUGGGCAUCCCCGGGAGCUCCUCACCAAUGUGUUGGUGCGGGAGCAGUAUCUGGAUUACCGGCACACUCCGGGAAAUCCUGGCCGCCAUCAGUUCCUCUGGGGCCCCAGGGCCUAUGCUGAAACGAGCAGGUGGGAGGUCCUGAAGUUUUUACUCAAGGUGACUAAGAGUGAGUCUGAGGACUCCUCUUCUGAUGAGUCUGAGAGUGAUGGGGAGGAGGGUGCUCGGGGUGAGUAA
This is a messenger RNA of Sorex fumeus (smoky shrew), 1473 nucleotides long. Its product is annotated as melanoma-associated antigen 4-like. Gene Ontology annotation, cellular component: nucleus. The record is from RefSeq and is a predicted model, not a curated record. NCBI's taxonomy places the organism in Eukaryota, Metazoa, Chordata, Mammalia, Eulipotyphla, Soricidae. The transcript has a single exon. The coding region runs from base 1 to 1473 and encodes 490 amino acids. Gene Ontology annotation, biological process: negative regulation of transcription by RNA polymerase II.